Messenger RNA from Pelobates cultripes (western spadefoot toad), 2139 nucleotides. Lineage: Eukaryota; Metazoa; Chordata; Amphibia; Anura; Pelobatidae. The record is from the annotation of a GenBank genome assembly.
AUGGACCUUAGUGCUAUACGUUAUCGGUCACUGGACUGUUGUGCUACACACUAUGUGUUACACUGUUAUAAUUAUGGGUCAAUAGACCUUACUGUUAUACACCAUGGGUUAGUUGACCUUAGUGUUAUACGCCAUGGAUCGAUGGACUGUAGUGUUAUACACCACGGAUUAAUGGACCUUAGUGUUGUACACCAUGGAUUGAUGGACCUUAGUGUUAAACACCAUGGAUUGAUGGACUGUAGUGUUAUACACCAUGGAUUGAUGGACUGUAGUGUUAUACACCAUGGGUUGAUAGACCUUCGUGUUAUACACCAUGGAUUGAUGGACCUUAGUGUUAUACACCAUGGAUCAAUGGACCUUAGUGUUAUACACCAUGGGUUGAUAGACCUUGGUGUUAUACACCAUGGAUUGAUGGACCUUAGUGUUAUACACCAUGGGUUGAUAGACCUUAGUGUUAUACACCAUGAAUUAAUGGACCUUAGUGUUAUACACCAUGGAUUGAUGGGCCUUAGUGUUAUACACCAUGGAUCCAUGGACCUUAGUGGAUUGAUGGAUCUUAGUGUUAUACACCAUGGAUCAAUGGACCUUAGUGUUGUACACCAUGGGUUGAUAGACCUUAGUGUUAUACACCAUGAAUUGAUGGACCUUAGUGUUAUACACCAUGGGUCGAUAGACCUUUGUGUUAUACACCAUGGAUUGAUGGACCUUAGUGUUAUACACCAUGGAUCAAUGGACUUUAGUGUUAUACACCAUGGGUUGAUAGACCUUGGUGUUAUACACCAUGGAUUGAUGGACCUUAGUGUUAAACACCAUGGGUCGAUGGACUGUAGUGUUAUACACCAUGGAUCAAUGGACCUUAGUGGUAUACAUUAUGGGUUGAUAGACCUUAGUGUUAUACACCAUGGGUUGAUAGACCUUAAUGUUAUACACCAUGGAUUGAUGGACCUUAGUGUUAUACACUAUGGGUUGAUAGACCUUAGUGUUAUACACCAUGGAUUGAUGGACCUUAGUGUUAUACACCAUGGAUCAAUGGACCUUAAUGUUAUACACCAUGGGUUGAUAGACCUUAGUGUUAUACGCCAUGGAUCGAUGGACUGUAGUGUUAUACACCACGGAUUAAUGGACCUUAGUGUUGUACACCAUGGAUUGAUGGACCUUAGUGUUAAACACCAUGGAUUGAUGGACUGUAGUGUUAUACACCAUGGAUUGAUGGACUGUAGUGUUAUACACCAUGGGUUGAUAGACCUUUGUGUUAUACACCAUGGAUUGAUGGACCUUAGUGUUAUACACCAUGGAUCAAUGGACCUUAGUGUUAUACACCAUGGGUUGAUAGACCUUGGUGUUAUACACCAUGGAUUGAUGGACCUUAGUGUUAUACACCAUGGGUUGAUAGACCUUAGUGUUAUACACCAUGAAUUAAUGGACCUUAGUGUUAUACACCAUGGAUUGAUGGGCCUUAGUGUUAUACACCAUGGAUCCAUGGACCUUAGUGGAUUGAUGGAUCUUAGUGUUAUACACCAUGGAUCAAUGGACCUUAGUGUUGUACACCAUGGGUUGAUAGACCUUAGUGUUAUACACCAUGAAUUGAUGGACCUUAGUGUUAUACACCAUGGGUCGAUAGACCUUUGUGUUAUACACCAUGGAUUGAUGGACCUUAGUGUUAUACACCAUGCAUCAAUGGACUUUAGUGUUAUACACCAUGGGUUGAUAGACCUUGGUGUUAUACACCAUGGAUUGAUGGACCUUAGUGUUAAACACCAUGGGUCGAUGGACUGUAGUGUUAUACACCAUGGAUCAAUGGACCUUAGUGGUAUACAUUAUGGGUUGAUAGACCUUAGUGUUAUACACCAUGGGUUGAUAGACCUUAAUGUUAUACACCAUGGAUUGAUGGACCUUAGUGUUAUACACUAUGGGUUGAUAGACCUUAGUGUUAUACACCAUGGAUUGAUGGACCUUAGUGUUAUACACCAUGGAUCAAUGGACCUUAAUGUUAUACACCAUGGGUUGAUAGACCUUAGUGUUAUAAACCAUGGAUUGAUGGACCUUAGUGUUUUACACCAUGGAUCAAUGGACCUUAGUGUUAUACACCAUGGAUCAAUGGACAUUAGUGUUGUACAAAACGCAUAUAAGCUCAUUUAG